Rhineura floridana is the source of this 600-nucleotide messenger RNA. It is a transcript of the gene NDUFA7, whose product is annotated as NADH:ubiquinone oxidoreductase subunit A7. Bases 95 to 442 code for a protein of 115 amino acids. Gene Ontology annotation, cellular component: mitochondrial inner membrane. Gene Ontology annotation, biological process: mitochondrial electron transport, NADH to ubiquinone; ATP synthesis coupled electron transport. The record is from RefSeq and is a predicted model, not a curated record. The transcript is spliced from 4 exons. NCBI's taxonomy places the organism in Eukaryota, Metazoa, Chordata, Lepidosauria, Squamata, Rhineuridae.
UUGCGCUACGGAAGCCGCGAGUGGGCAUUCCGGGACAGCGGUAACUUUCCCGGCGUGCCCCGCGGCUCCUGCGCCCUUGAACACUGCGGCCAAAAUGGCGACGGCCACCAGCUUCAUCCAGAGGCUUCGCAACUUCGCGGCGGGGCGGGAUCUCCAAGCCAAACUGCAACUUCGCUACACAGAGAUUUGUAAGAGGACUCAACCUCCUCCACGCCUUCCCGUCGGACCCAGCCAUAAGCUUGCGAACAAUUACUACUGUACUCGCGAUGGGCGACGGGAGACCUUUCCUCCCAUUGUCCUUGCAUCACCGCAGAAAAUCUUGGCCCCAGGACAGCAAGUUGGCAGCUCAGAAUCUUCUGUUGCACCUAUGGAGAAAAAACCUGUGACGCCCGGCUCUCCGCUGCAGAAAUGGGAACUGUCCAAAGACCAGCCCUAUCUGUGAGCUAUAGUGAUCAUUUAAGGCUGACAUUCAUCUGGAGUGCCUAGGUUGAUACCACUUUUGGGCAGAGGCUUUAAAACUGUGUGGAAGUACUUCUGGCCGUACAGACUGUCUUGUGGUCGGACCUGAAUAAAUAAACUCAACCCCUAACUUAAUCUGAA